AUGGCGAACCGGAUGUCAGCGGAUGCGGCCUGCGCCUUCGACGGGAUGCUGCCGCCUACGGACUCGGCUGCAUUUUUGACGCAUUUUGACUUUUCUGCAAUAGAUGAAAUGGACCCCUCUCUGGGCAAGUCAGAUACCCAUACUGACGGCCAUGUGAUCCUCUAUGAACGAGAAGUUCCCUGCGAGCUUCGCAUGCAGGAGGGCUCCAAAGCACCUCAGGACGUGGGAAGGCUUGAGCCUAUCAGGGUGAAAGUUCUAAUUCUGGGAGAAGAAACAAAUCCUCAAGAAGUGCGGAUUGAGCUCGCCAGCGAGAACGACUUGUUCUUCCACUAUACCCACGUGGUAGAUGAGAAGGUUUUUCGGCAGAUGCAACAGAGCCAAAAAUUGAUGAUUGAAUUCGCGGAUUAUCCUCACGUCCUUAUGAAGAUGCUCAACUCGUGCAUCAGAGAGCCCCAGAGUUUCCUCGCCGUAUUCAUAAUGGAGACGACGGGAAAGGGCCGGCUAGAUUUCAUCCAGAACAUGGAAUACAAGUUCAUUGAGCUUUUGUCGUGCGACUUCCACCAAAGUUCAGAGGAAGUGAUUCGGCAACAGAUGGCUUUUCGCUACAACGCACUCAAAUCGAAGCUUGCCCUAAUGCAUGCCAGACUGCACGACAUCGGAGCGCUUGUCAAGGUUAAAAGCCCGUCGCUUUUGCUGCACCUUCAGAAGUCUGCUGCUCAUCAGCUGCAGACGAAACGUAAUGGAGCGCGUGGCUCUGCGUUGAACACGAAACCGUAG
Messenger RNA from Eimeria mitis, 777 nucleotides. RefSeq lists its product as uncharacterized. The transcript has 7 exons. The record is from RefSeq and is a predicted model, not a curated record. Bases 1 to 777 code for a protein of 258 amino acids. Lineage: Eukaryota; Apicomplexa; Conoidasida; Eucoccidiorida; Eimeriidae.